Molecule: messenger RNA, 203 nt
Organism: Geodia barretti
Lineage: Eukaryota; Metazoa; Porifera; Demospongiae; Tetractinellida; Geodiidae
Source: the annotation of a GenBank genome assembly
GUAUUGGAGCAGCUCUGAUGCAGGAGUGUGCAAAGUUGGCCCGAGGGGAAGGAUGUACUAGCAUGACGUGGCAAGUGAUGGACUGGAACACUAAAGCAAAAGGAUUCUAUGAGAAUAUUGGUGGAAAAAUUAAAAAAGACUGGCUAACAAUGACUCUAAUAGAGCCAGAGCUGGGAAACCUUGCAACUUCAACAAGAAAUAGU